Pleuronectes platessa (European plaice) is the source of this 2184-nucleotide messenger RNA. RefSeq lists its product as uncharacterized. The record is from RefSeq and is a predicted model, not a curated record. The transcript has 2 exons. Lineage: Eukaryota; Metazoa; Chordata; Actinopteri; Pleuronectiformes; Pleuronectidae. Bases 29 to 2008 code for a protein of 659 amino acids. Gene Ontology annotation, molecular function: zinc ion binding; nucleic acid binding.
AGAUGUCAACAACUUGCAAGAGCUCAACAUGUCUGCUAACCUGCUAAUUAUAAUUAAGAAGCUGCCAUAUCGACUGAGGGAUAAAUGGAGAUCUGUGGCAUGUGAUUUUCAGGAAAGGUACAACCAAAGAGCUACCUUCAGGGAUCUGGUAAAUUACCUUGAAAAACAGGUGAGGAUUGCAACUGAUCCAGUAUUUGGAGACAUCAGAGACACUCCCACACCAAGCAAGGAUGGAAGAGGUUUUAUGUCAAAACCACCUCAUCCAAAAAUCAAAGGAAGUACAUUUGCAACCACUGUGACAGUUGCACAUGAGAAAAAUGGAAAUGGACCUAGGAAAAUGGAGAGUUGGCCGGCUGUAAAAAGGUGUUUGUUCUGUGGAGGUGGACAUGCUUUGGAGGUGUGUUUCCUAUUGGAAAAGAAAGCACAUCAUGAGAAAAUCACUUUCCUUAAAGAAAAUGGAGCCUGCUUUGGUUGUCUGCAGAAAGGACACAUGAGCAAGGACUGCAGGAAGCGACUCAGCUGCAACAUAUGCAAUUUGAAGCAUCCUCAGAUGCUGCAUAUCCACCAAAGAAGAUUUGAAAUGGACAAACAUCAAGCUCAAACAAAGGAAGAAGCUGACAUCAGAGCCAUAGCCUCGGUACAGACAAGUGGUCUUACUGGGGCCGGUGAAGACAAUUGCAAACUCUCCAUAGUGCCUGUGAAAGUAAAGGCCAAGAAGGGGAAUACAACAGUGCAUACAUAUGCAUUCCUUGACCCGGGAAGCACUGCGUCAUUUUGCACAUUGGGGCUAAUGAAUAAACUCAAUCUCCAGGGAAGAAAAUCAAAUAUUCUUCUGAGAACAAUGGGUCAAAGGAAGGUCGUUGAAACCAGCAUUGUUUCAGGCCUAGAGGUUACAGGACUUCAUGGCACUGAUUUCUGUGAUCUCCCAUGUGUGUACACUCAGAAGACUAUGCCUGUGCACAAAGGGAACAUCCCACAUCAAAAUGACAUCAAUCAGUGGCAUCAUUUAAAGAAUAUUCACUUACCUGAACUGGACUGUGAGAUUGAGUUGCUGAUUGGCUCCGAUGUACCAAAGGCUCUGGAACCACUUCAAGUCAUCAGGAGUGUGGGAGAUGGACCAUAUGCCGUCAAAACAAUGCUCGGCUGGACAGUUAACGGACCUCUGGGAAGAAAAGAAGAUGAAAGGAAACCAGAAGAAGCUGUUGAGAGACUGGCUGAGCAGAAAAGGAGACAAGAUGAGGAAGAAAGAAAAAGGAUUGAAGAAGAGAAGGUUAGACGAGAGGAAGAGCAGAGGUUGAGGAGCCAAGAAGAAGCUCUUGAGAGGUUGGCUGAGGAGAAGCGGAGGCAGGCUGAAGAAAGAAAAAGGAUUGAAGAAGAAGAGAAAGUUAGACGGGAGGAAGAGCAAAUGAUUUUGAGGAAGAGACAAGAAGAGGAGGAGCAGGUUAGGAGAGAAGAACAACAACAGCGUGAGAGACUAGAGGAGGAAAAGAAGAGACGAGAGGAACAAGAAAGAAAGAGAGUUGAGGAGGAAAGGAUUAGGAUGGAGGAAGAGAGGGUCCAGGAAGACAGGAGGAGAGAAGAGAGUAUCAGGAGACAAGAGGAAGAGUGUAGGUUAGCCCAGGAAAAGAGAAAGGAAGAAGAAAGAAUAAUUGAGGAAGAGAAAGUGAGAAGACGGGAGGUGGAAGAAUGUGAGGCAAAGAGGAAACUACAGGAUCAAGAAAAGAAGCAACAGGAGGAAAGGAUUUGGAAAAGGUGGAUUAAGGAGUAUCUUCCCCAACUGCAAGAACGACAGAAAUGGUCCAACAUAAGACGCAACUUCACACCAGGAGACAUCGUCAUCAUUGUGGAUGAUUCAGCGCCUCGCAACUCUUGGUUGACUGGAAGGAUUGUGGAGACCAUUAUGGACAAAAAGGGACUUGUACGUCAGCUACGGAUCAAGUCAAAGACCGGAUUUCUGACCAGGCCCAUCACCAAAGUCUGCCUACUACUGGAGGCAGCGGAUCAUUGACUGACGCAAACUGACUUUUGACCCCUUGACUUUGUUCCUGAACACUUGACUUUGAUUAAUCACUCUUUCCUUGGACAACGUAUAUCGGAUUACAAAUAAUGAAGAAAGAAAAUAUAUUUACAUACUAUGUUGAUUGUUAUAUCAGCGGAGGGGGAGAAAGGGGGUUAGUGGCGCAC